Messenger RNA from Hermetia illucens (black soldier fly), 875 nucleotides. It is a transcript of the gene MED22, whose product is annotated as mediator of RNA polymerase II transcription subunit 22. The transcript is spliced from 3 exons. The record is from RefSeq and is a predicted model, not a curated record. Gene Ontology annotation, cellular component: mediator complex. Lineage: Eukaryota; Metazoa; Arthropoda; Insecta; Diptera; Stratiomyidae. Gene Ontology annotation, biological process: regulation of transcription by RNA polymerase II. Gene Ontology annotation, molecular function: transcription coregulator activity. Bases 425 to 844 code for a protein of 139 amino acids.
AAUCUUCUCAAAUCGUCUCGAAAUUCGAAAAGUAUGGCGGUAAGCCCUUAUCUGGUCUUAUCUACAUGUAGUGAACUCGUAAACACCUUCCAGGGACAUCUGGCGGGUGUCAUCUGGUCAUGAUUUUAGUAAAUAUUUCAAUGAAAAUAAGUGAUUCAUCGAUUUUAUCGAAAUUUUUCUGUAAGUUGAAGAUUCAAUAAAGGCAGUUUUAGUGAAAAAAUCCUUAGGAAGAUAAAACAAAAAUAUUCUGCGCCCUUCUUUCUUCUAUUCAAAUUCGCCGCGGUAGAAGCUGUCUAACAGCUGAUUUCGAAAUAUGGCGAUCUUACCUUCGUAUUGUUGUGUGUUUUGUGCGUGGAUUUUUAGUAAAUAGUAAACAGCGGGUGCAGUUUUUCAAGAAAGGAUAUAUCGGAAAUCAUAGGAAAGGAUGACCUCGAGAGCAUUACCUCAGUCCAAGGAGGCGCUAUUGAAAUCAUACAACACAAGAUUGAAAGAUGACGUGAAAAGUAUGCUUGACAAUUUUGAAGAAAUCGUGAAACUUGCAAAAGGGGAAGGUGAUUCGCAGCUAUCAAAGAUAACCCAAUGUGAGCAAGACACAUACGAAAUGCAAGUGCGAGCUGCAAAUAUCGUACGGGCAGGCGAAUCGUUGAUGAAAUUAGUUUCGGACAUCAAGCAGUACCUAAUUUUGAACGAUUUCCAUUCAGUUAAUGAAGCGAUAACAGCAAAUUCGCAACUUUUUCGAAGCACCCAAGUCGACUGUGAUAAGAAAUUGACAACAUUAAGAGAUGAAAUGGCAUUAGAUUUGUACGAUUUAGAAGAAGAGUAUUAUACAAGUAUUUAUAAAUAAAUAUGUUUAUAUCUAGAAAUUUAUAUGUGAA